Molecule: messenger RNA, 2353 nt
Organism: Ziziphus jujuba (common jujube)
Lineage: Eukaryota; Viridiplantae; Streptophyta; Magnoliopsida; Rosales; Rhamnaceae
Product: probable protein phosphatase 2C 11
Exons: 15
Coding region: 361-2058 (565 amino acids)
Biological process (GO): protein dephosphorylation
Cellular component (GO): cytosol; nucleus
Molecular function (GO): GTP binding; cation binding; protein serine/threonine phosphatase activity
Source: RefSeq, a predicted model, not a curated record
AUGCUUUACUCCCGCAAGUACUCUAAAUAAACCGGCAAAGCGAGGAGACAGCGCAGAAGAUUUCAGAGCUUUCUUUUUGCUUCUUUUUCUUUACGAUCGUCCUCACCACCAUCUCUUCCUUUCUUUCCUUUUUCUUUUAUUAUUAUUAUUAUUAUUAUUUUAAUUCCUUUUUUUUUGUUGACUAAAAAUUGUCGAAUGUGAUAUAAUAUAAAACAGAAAAACAUAUUCAGAUCUAGACCUUUCAUUUCGGUUCUCGAAUUGAUUAUAGAGACCAAGGAUUUGGCAUAGAGGGGGUGUUUAUUUUAAUUUGUUUUUUUAAAAAAGUAAAUAUUUAAAUUGUAAUUUGGAUUGAGAAUUUUGAUGGAAUCGUCGAGUCAGCCGGAGUUCGAUUACUUGUUCAAGUUGCUGUUGAUUGGGGAUUCAGGAGUUGGGAAGAGCACUCUCCUCCUGAGUUUCACUUCUAAUACAUUUGAGGAUCUCUCUCCUACCAUUGGUGUUGAUUUUAAAAUAAAACAUGUUACUCUUGGGGGGAAGAAAUUGAAGCUUGCAAUAUGGGACACAGCUGGACAAGAAAGAUUCAGAACGCUUACGAGCUCAUAUUACAGAGGAGCUCAAGGGAUUAUCAUGGUUUAUGAUGUAACACGACGAGAAACGUUCACAAAUCUAUCUGAUAUAUGGGCGAAGGAAAUUGACUUGUACUCUACAAAUCAAGAUUGCAUCAAAAUGCUUGUUGGCAACAAAGUUGAUAAGGAAAGUGAAAGGGUUGUCAGCAAAAAAGAGGGAAUCGACUUUGCAAGGGAAUACGGAUGCCUUUUCCUUGAAUGUAGUGCAAAAACUCGACAAAAUGUAGAGCAGUGCUUUGAGGAGCUGGUGUUAAAGAUUUUAGAAACGCCCAGUCUUUUGGCCGAGGGCUCGGCAGGUUUGAAAAAGAACAUCUUCAAACAAAAGCCUCCAGAGUCUGAUGCUUCAACAAGUGGCUGUUAUAAAAUAAAACGAGAGAAGAAGAAUAGAGAAAAAAAAAAAAGAAAAAAGAAAAAAAGCAGCGGCAUGAACACAAUCAUACAACACUGUGAAGCAGAGAGCACCAGCAGCAGUAGCAGCGACACGGCCUUGGCCACAAAGCUUGCCGAAUCUCCAGCUCUGCCUUCAUCCCCAUCAGGGGACGCCCAUGAAGACGACCUGCCCGCCGUACCAUCGCCGUCGCCGUCACCAUCACCACCGGAUAUUGUAAUGUCUUCCAGGGACCCUGACGCCCUCUACAGUGGUGGCGGUAUCAGUUUUCUCACUGGCAACCGUAGUGCAAGGUUCAGCUAUGGAUUUUCCAGUUUCAAGGGUAAAAGGGCUUCCAUGGAGGACUUCUUUGAGACGAAGAUAUCAGAAGUUGAUGGUCACAUGGUUGCCUUUUUUGGUGUUUUUGAUGGCCAUGGAGGUUCAAGAACUGCUGAAUACCUAAAAACCAACCUUUUUAAGAAUCUAACUAACCAUCCAGAUUUCAUCAAAGACACAAAAACAGCGAUUGUUGAAGUUUUUAGACAGACAGAUGCUGAUUACCUUAAUGAAGUGAAGGGUCAGCAAAAAGAUGCUGGCUCAACUGCAUCAACUGCUUUGCUGUUAGGAGACAGGUUGUUUGUGGCAAAUGUCGGGGAUUCAAGAGUAGUCGCCUGUAGAGCUGGUUCAGCUAUCCCAUUGUCUAUUGAUCACAAACCUGAUAGAUCUGAUGAACGUGAAAGAAUUGAACAGGCUGGAGGUUUCAUCAUUUGGGCAGGAACAUGGCGGGUUGGUGGUGUUCUUGCUGUUUCUCGUGCGUUUGGAGAUAAAUUACUUAAGCCAUUUGUCGUUGCUGAGCCAGAAAUACAGGAAGAAGAAAUUGAUAGUGUAGAUUUUAUAAUCAUUGCUAGCGAUGGACUUUGGAAUGUCAUUUCUAAUAAGGAUGCUGUAGCUUUAAUACAGGGGAUAACAGAGGCAGAAGAGGCCUCUAGAAAACUUAUAGCAGAGGCAUAUGCACGAGGAAGCUCAGAUAACAUUACUUGCAUUGUUGUGCGAUUUGAUAUUUCGUGAGCAAAUUGUUACUAAGGGUUCACCUUUGUCGACAAGAAUUCCUAGUAUCCAUUUUAAGAAUAGAAUAACUUCAUCAUGAAAGCAUUUUUUUUUUUUUCCCCAUUCCAAAUUAUUGUAUUUUUAUUUUAUUUUUUAUUUCUCUUCUAUUUUAAUUUGUCAGGAUGAACAGCUAAAUUUUCAAGUUGUUAUAGUCCUGAUUGACACCUUAAUCUGAGUUUUAUGGUGGUUUUGUCGUAUCAAUGUAAUUCUAAAUGAGUUGUGAUAUUGUGAGUUUAAUGUCAUUCUUAUUACUCUU